This is a messenger RNA of Hyla sarda, 1996 nucleotides long. It is a transcript of the gene UBE2G1, whose product is annotated as ubiquitin conjugating enzyme E2 G1. The transcript is spliced from 6 exons. Gene Ontology annotation, biological process: proteasome-mediated ubiquitin-dependent protein catabolic process; protein polyubiquitination. The record is from RefSeq and is a predicted model, not a curated record. The coding region runs from base 156 to 668 and encodes 170 amino acids. Lineage: Eukaryota; Metazoa; Chordata; Amphibia; Anura; Hylidae. Gene Ontology annotation, molecular function: ubiquitin conjugating enzyme activity.
CAGGCGCACUGGAGCCAGCGCUGAGAGUGAGAGGGACAGAGAGUGGGGAGCCGGGGAGGGAGAACGAGAGGUGACGGCUCGGCCAGCUGUGCUGCCCCCUCCGCUCCAGUGUCGCUCGUUGUGUAGUCCGCCGGCGCUGCUCACAUCGGUACAGCAUGACGGAGCCGCAGUCUGCGCUCCUGCUGCGGAGGCAGCUCGCAGAACUAAAUAAAAACCCAGUAGAAGGGUUCUCUGCAGGUUUAAUAGAUGACAACGACCUAUACCGAUGGGAAGUUCUUAUUAUUGGUCCUCCUGACACAUUAUAUGAGGGUGGUGUAUUCAAAGCGCAUCUUACUUUUCCAAGAGACUAUCCCCUAAGGCCGCCAAAAAUGAAAUUCAUUACAGAAAUCUGGCACCCGAAUGUUGAUAAGAAUGGUGAUGUGUGUAUUUCUAUUCUUCACGAGCCUGGAGAGGAUAAAUAUGGCUAUGAAAAACCAGAAGAGCGCUGGCUACCUAUCCAUACGGUGGAAACUAUAAUGAUCAGUGUCAUUUCUAUGCUAGCAGACCCCAAUGGAGACUCCCCUGCCAAUGUAGAUGCAGCAAAAGAGUGGAGAGAAGAUCGUAAUGGUGAAUUUAAAAGGAAAGUUGCCCGCUGUGUAAGAAAAAGCCAAGAGACUGCUUUUGAGUGACAUUUAUGCAGCAGCUAGUAGCUUCACAAUUUCAGGGUCUCCAUUUGAGAAACAAGGCACUGUUUUUCCUGCACUCUACCCACCUAUUGCUGGACUUUUUGUUGUAAUAAGUUGGCAAACACUGGCUGGCACCGGGGUUGCAAUAAAACAUGCCAGUUACCAAUGCUGACAAGAGCCUAAAAAGUGCCAACUUAAAGGUGAUUUUCGCAUUUCAAAAAUCUAAAGAACUGCUUUAAACUUCAGGAAGAAUUGUACAGACCUGUACAUAGCACAACAUGAUCUGGAUAAUAUAUAUAAUGUUCAUGUACAUCCAUAAAUAAACAUUGUACCAAAUAAUGCUUUCUUGUUAGGAAAACAAUUAAGUCUGAGAAUGCAAACGGAGCAAGAAAUGAAGGAAGAUUGCUUGAACUUGGGGUUUGCCAGUCCUUUGUUUUCCAGAUUUCAUUCCUCCUUCUCCUGUCUUCAGUGAAACGUGUGCAAACAGUUGGACAGAUUUCAAGCAGUGCAGGGUCCCCCUUCUCUCCUGACAAGUGCUGGUCAAGUCUUUCAAAAUGAAUCUUCCUUCUGCUCUCAACAUUGAAACAAUCCUUUCUAUGCAGAAAACCCCUUUAGUGCUAUUGGUGGGUAAAUACUCUGUUGGUUUUAAUUUUCCCUUGCAGCAAGAUUUUAGAAUACCCCAUUCUCUGCCCCAACGUCUCCCGCCUUAUUGUCUUUUGGCCUCACAGGCUUAUGACUAGACAUACUUUUCCUAAAUAUUCCCUGCAGAAGUUUGGUUACUUUUUUGUGAUAAUCUAUAUUUAACCCCUAAGGGGACUAUGACUUUUGGUAACUAAACUUCUGAAGUGCUUAAUGCCCCAGUGAAUGUUAUGUGAAACCCUUGGUUCUACUGAGUCUAUGUACACACAUGCUGCUCAUCCUUGCUGUACUAAAGUUUGUUCCUAGAGCCCUAAAACCCUGCUGCUUUUAUUGAAGCAACCAGUGAAUGAAUCACUUGUAUUUCCUCUACAAUACUUUACCUUAACUGCCUGGUCUUGAACUUUGAAAGAAGGAAAGCAUGCAUACGUGUCAGUUUAUUAAAUUAUCUUCAGGGUUUGACAUAAUGUUGCAUUUUCUCUUUUUUUUUUUUUCUUCUUCUCUUCUUGUCUUCUACUUCUUUCCCUUUCUUAAGUGAUGUUUUCCACCUCAGCUCUCGUAUCAUUCUUAAUUCUUUUCAGCAUUUUUCCUCACCCAUUGUACAAAGAGAAAAUUGCGAUGUAUAUUUUCAUGUAAUUUGAUUUUGGAAUUCUGUCACUGUAGUGCGUUCUUCCAAAAUAUAAUUUUUUUUUCCA